Cheilinus undulatus (humphead wrasse) is the source of this 639-nucleotide messenger RNA. RefSeq names its product transmembrane protein 81 (gene tmem81). The record is from RefSeq and is a predicted model, not a curated record. Lineage: Eukaryota; Metazoa; Chordata; Actinopteri; Labriformes; Labridae. The transcript has 5 exons. The coding region runs from base 1 to 639 and encodes 212 amino acids.
AUGAGUCUCCUCUUCCUCUUCUUCAUCCUCCUCCAUCCUCUGAGCUCAGCCGAUCAGGAGGAGGCGGAGAAGAUCCCGCUGGAGGUGAUUGUGGAAAGUUCAGCGUGCAGCGUCACCUGUGGGCUCGGAGUGAUGACUGAAACUGUGUGUCUGUUCAGAGAGGGACACACAGCGCUGGAGGAGGAUGUCAGCAGGGAAGAUGGAGCACAGGUGUCUAAGGAGUGUCGUGUGCGUAAGGUGAGGUGUCUGCAGCCUUGGCAGUGUGGCCUCAAGACGUUGACAGUGACUUCAGGUCAGAGGGUCAGGAUGGACUGUUUGGGAGAGGGGAUGAGGAAGUUCUCCUGGAGGGUGUCUUGGCGUUGGGCUCGAGGAAUCAUCAGCUCUGAUGACACCCUGUUUGCUCCUUGGGACGCUCCUCAGCCAGACCAAGUGGUUCUGGAUCCCGUCACAGAGAAGGAUGCAGGAACGUAUCGCUGUGACGUGCAGGACGCCUCCUACCGCAGGGUGAAGAGGGUGUACUGGGGUAUUCGAGUUGUGCCUGUGGGAGUGCUGGACAUAGACGACACCUCCCCUGAUCAGCCAGUGUCUACUGAAAAGCUGGGGACAAUUCUACUGUUUUUGUUUUACAUGGCCAUGUAA